Molecule: messenger RNA, 602 nt
Organism: Mytilinidion resinicola
Lineage: Eukaryota; Fungi; Ascomycota; Dothideomycetes; Mytilinidiales; Mytilinidiaceae
Exons: 1
Coding region: 112-528 (138 amino acids)
Source: RefSeq, a predicted model, not a curated record
CGCCCCGAGCCUGACGACAGCCGAUCGAGCAAUGUUGCGAAAUUCCAUGCUUACCCCUCUUUCCACUUCACUGAAAGCUGCUCCCAACGUCAUGGGAAUCGAGUGUUUCACAUGUGUUACGAGCCCGCCCACGCCCCCCGAUCGGUUCCCGGCCAGUCUCUCGCUAAUCGGGAUUGUAUACCGCCAGCUUCAUUACCUAGCCUCAUGCCCCAUGUUUCGAGGAGCUAUUCUCCAUAUCCGCGUCUGCAAUUGUUUGCGCCUCUUACCAUCUGGCCUCACAGCGUACCCCAACACCACCCGUACACCGCCAUCAACACCAUAAUGUUGGGCCUAGGCCUCAACAGACGCCGCGUAACCACCCCCUCACAACCCCGCCCGCCCAUCACCAACUCAAAGGUGGCCUUGGGAAGCACAUGGCAGAUGUCGCCAUCUGCCAUCACCGACGGCUUCGACCCCGACAUUAGCUUUGCCGACCUUCAUGUUGAACACGUCGCUAUCAUGCUUGCAAUAGUCUAUAUAUUUCAGUAGCCAGACCUUAGGCCGCCUCCACCAGAAACCGUCAUGGGACUAGCCUUUCCAUCCUGCAGUGUUCCCCUAUCAAU